AAUUUAAUGAAUGAAUGACAUUGACAACAGCGACUUUCAAAUGACACAAUGUUUUUUUGCUAGUUCCAAAUAAAAUAAAUCAAUCUAAUAAAAACUUCAUAGUGUUUUCAGUUUAUACAGUUUGUAUUUGAUUAAAAAUGCCCUGUAGUUCAGUUUUCCGUAUUGUGUAAAGUGCUACUAAAAUGAGGACUCGUAGUAAUUCGGGGGUGCGUUUGGAUUAUUAUCAGCGGGUAGUACACAAGUUAAUUUUAGAUCAUCAGCAGCCUGUGACUGGUUUGUUUCCCGCAAGCCCGCAGAAUGAACAUGCUUGGAUUAGAGACAACUUGUACUGCAUAUUGGCCGUAUGGGGGCUAUCCAUGGCCUUUAAGAAGAUUGCCGACCAAGAUGAAGAUCGUGCCAAAACUUAUGAGUUGGAACAGAGCUGUGUCAAGUUAAUGAGAGGUCUGCUCAUGGCAAUGAUGCAGCAUAAAGAUAAAGUGGAGAAAUUCAAAAGCACACAACACCCCUUGGAUUCCCUCCAUGCCAAAUACUCAUCUACCACUGGACGCUCAGUGGUUAAGGACACAGAGUGGGGACAUCUCCAGAUUGACGCCAUUUCUCUGUACCUCCUCAUUCUUGCACAGAUGACAGCAUCUGGUCUGCAGAUAGUAUUCUCCUUAGAUGAAGUUUCAUUCAUUCAGAAUCUAGUUUUUUACAUUGAAUCUGCUUAUUGCACCCCUGAUUAUGGUAUUUGGGAAAGAGGUGACAAAACCAACCAUGGUCUGCCAGAGUUAAAUGCCAGCUCGAUUGGUAUGGCCAAAGCAGCAUUGGAAGCUAUGAAUGAAUUGGACCUGUUUGGUGCUCGAGGUGGUCCUUCUAGUGUAAUCCAUGUUUUGGCUGAUGAAGCUCAAAAAUGUCAAGCUGUACUACAAUCAAUGCUUCCAAGAGAAUCUAAUAGUAAAGAGUUAGACUCAGGGCUACUUUCAAUUAUAAGCUAUCCAGCUUUUGCAGUAGAUGACCCACAGUUAAUUGCUAUAACUAGGGACACUAUUGUUACUAAACUACAAGGAAAAUUUGGAUGCAAAAGGUUCCUUAGGGAUGGUCACAAAACACCCAGAGAAGAUCCCAACAGGCUUUACUAUGAACCUUGGGAACUUAGAAUGUUUGAAAAUAUUGAAUGUGAGUGGCCUCUAUUCUUCUGUUACCUGAUAUUGGAUUAUUGCUUCAAAGGUGAUAAAAACAAUGUCACAGAGUACACACAGAUGUUAGAAAAGAUAAUGCUGAGGAAAGAUGAUGGAAUCAAAUUAGUUCCUGAGUUGUAUUCAGUGCCAGCAGAUAAAGCAGACUUGGAACAACAGAAUCCAGGGAGCCAAGAACGCAUACCUCUUGGCAGGUGCCCAUUUAUAUGGGCUCAGUCAUUAUACAUUCUAGGGAAAUUAUUACAAGAGGGUUUUCUGGCUGUUGGUGAAUUGGAUCCCCUCAAUAGAAGAUUAUGUUCAGAGAAGAAGCCAGAUGUGGUUGUCCAGAUUGUGAUACUUGCUGAGAAUAAUGAAAUAAGAGACAAAUUGUUGGAGUAUGACCUGCAUGUACAAACUAUUAGCGAAGUGGCACCAAUAGAAGUUCAACCAGCCCGAGUUCUUAGCCAUUUGUACACAUAUUUAGGUAGAAACAAAAAGUUGGGUUUAUCUGGCAGAAAGUCACGUGAUGUGGGCAUUUUAAGUACAAGCAAGCUGUACUCUUUGAAUGACCGCAUAUUUGCCUUCACACCACAGUUUUCUGAUAUGACACGUUUCUACAUCGCCUCUGACUUCGAUCUAAUGGUUGAUACCCUCAAAGCAGAGAUUAAUUUCUUGAAGUCCUCUUGGCAAAACCUCCUUGGGCGACCACUUGUUGUCUUGACUUUGAGUCAAAUGCACUUAGACCAAGGUAAGAUCCCAAUGGCAAUGAUAACGACUAUGAAGAAGCUCAAAUCUGGAUAUAUCAAUGGAACUAGAGUCACUCUUGGGAACCUUGGAGAGUUUUUGAGCACAUCUGCCAUUACGAAUUUAAGUUUCCUUGGCAGUCAAGAAGAUGGUUAUCCUGAUAAACUGAAUCCAGAAGUACAAAGCUACCUAGAAGAGCACUUGCUGAAAUCUUUUAGCAACAAGAUCAGUUUCCUCCCGCGGCCAAUGGGAGCGCGUAACGCCCGCGCGCUGCGUCGGCGCAUGUCUGUGCGAGGCGCUAUCAAGAAGACGAGGUCUAUUAAUGUGGACUCUGAAACACUAGGUAUGGAGGGAGAAUCAGUGGGACGUUCUUUAGAACGCAAACCUUCUUGGCUUGAUGUAGACCCUGCUACUUAUGGUCGCAGCCCAUCGCCUGAGGAAGCAGCUAAAAAGAAAGCUUUUACUAAGGGGACAUCAACAACUUCUUUAACGGUUACCACACCCACUAUUGAAGUGACGAAAGAAAAAUCACCAUCGCCACCUGAGGCAAUAAUAAACAAGAACUUAUCAGGCAUAGUUCGCAAUCGCACCACAUCAGAUUCUCAGAAUUCAGUGUAUGCUGAACAAGAGACAGAUGAAUUGAUAGCCAUAUUACGCGAAACAGAGAGCUUGGACGAACAGGGAGAUAUCCUGCAGUAUCUUGUCGAUACACACGGACUUGAUUUUAGUACAGGUAUGCAAGAAAACGGCAAAAUGGUGACCGUAAAGGACCUUCUAAAAGUUCUAUACGAGAAGGCUUGUACACAAAAGCUUUGGGGUCUCGUUCGUCAUACUGCGGGAAUGCUCGGCAAAAGAGUUGAAGACCUUGCUAAAGCCGUCACAGACUUGCUUGUUCGACAGAAACAAAUCACUGUGGGUAUGCCCCCUAAUAAUGAGCAUACGAUCACCGCGCCGUUACCCGAAAAUGAACUUAGACAGCUUAUACAUGAGUCAUUUCGCCAUGAAAAUCAAGGGAAUGAACAGAAGAAGGCGUAUGGCGAUGAUGAGAGUACUGCUAUGUUGACGCAAGAACUGCUGGUCUACCUAGCCAUGUUCAUCCGCACUGAACCACAGCUGUUCCUCGAGAUGUUACGUCUGCGCGUCGGACUUAUUAUACAGGUAAUGGCUACGGAGCUUUCACGAACACUGUCAUGUGAUGGCGAGGAAGCCUCUGAACAUCUCUUGAACCUGUCUCCCUUCGAGAUGAAGAACCUACUUCAUCAUAUACUCAGCGGAAAGGAGUUUGCUAUCAAUAGCGCAAACUCACUGUUUGUAAUAAAGGGGAAAAUCAGUAAGAGUAAAGUGGGCCGCGGUAACUUUUCUAUAGUGAGUAACAAGUCUCAUAGAUAUGGCAAGAAGUCACAGAUCGUUUUAGAAGGACAAUCUCUUCAAGGCGGUAUUGAAGACCCACCUAUAACGGAACCAGAUCGUCAGGGACAAUGGUUGCGGCGACGACGUCUCGACGGAGCGCUCAACCGAGUGCCGCGAGACUUCUAUCCACGUGUGUGGGGAGUAUUGGAAAGGUGUCAAGGCCUAGUAAUCCAAGGCAAGAUCUUACAACCGAACCUCACCCAAGAGAUGACAUCCGGCGAGCUGAAGUUCGCCUUAGCAGUGGAGACGGUAUUGAACUCGAUACCUCAGCCGGAAUACCGUCAGUUGGUGGUCGAAGCUCUCAUGGUGUUGACCCUAGUCGUGGAGUAUAAGGCUGUAGCUCAUCUGGGCGGAACUAUUGAGGUGGAAAGUUUGGUGCACAGGGCCAACCAAAUAUUCUUGGAUGAUCAGACGCGGUGCAACGGCGACGCAACUCUCUGCUGCGCGAAGGAGAGCACGCGCGGCACGGCGCUGGUGUGCGGCGGCGCGGCGGGCGUGUGCCAGCACCUGUACGACAGCGCGCCGUCGGGCUCGUACGGCACCAUGACGUACCUCGCCCGCGCCGUCGCCGCGCUGCUCGCCGACACCAUGCCGCUCGACUCGCCCAUCGAGUGCACCAUCACAUAGCCUGUGUCCCCUGUACCAAUUUGUGUUCCCAAUAACCAAACUAUUAGUAGCCGAUUGAGAGCGACGUAGUGAUUUAGUACGCCCCUCCAUACAUGUAUUUGAAAUCGAGGAUCCAAAGUCUGCUAGUCUAGAUUCACUUUGCGCAGUUUGUAGCGUUGCAUCUCUCAGUUAGUGAUCCACUCAGGUCAGAAACAACGAAACCAACAAGAAAAUCGAUCUGAGUUUGCUCAGUCAAACUUCAGUUCGCCACAUUUGCGGCUCACUCAGUCGGCCCAAGGUACGGUAUUGGGAAGGCAAGACAAUGCCCCCAGGAAGCCUUUUUUGCCCUAUCUCUAAUUAUACCUUACUCUCAUACCUAAUUUAGGAUACUAAAUAGAUCAAUCUUCUAUCUACUGGUAUUAUUAAUGUCUUCCUAUAUUGCCAAGCCCCAGUAGCACAGUAGAUUUAUUCUUAGAAAAAAAAACAAGUUCAGUCAAUCACUCAUUGAACUAGAAAGAUUAUGAAAGACAAAAUAUUUAUGUGAUGUUGUACGUAUAUCAUCCAAAUAGAGAAACUGUGUCCUUGUUAUGACUUCUAUCCAUCAUUGUGACUGGUGACAAUUAUUUUAAAUAGAUUAUGGCAUUUUGCCAUUAUUUUUGUAGCAACAUUAUAUUGCAAUCUCAAAUAGGCUUCGUAAGUGAACUCAACCCUCUGCUUUAUAUAAGUUAAAACAGUGUUUAUGAUAAUUAUGAAAUAAUUAAUUAUGCACUUAUUGGUUCCUUUAUAAAACUGUUGACUCUAAAUCAAAAUAUUU
This is a messenger RNA of Helicoverpa armigera (cotton bollworm), 4731 nucleotides long. RefSeq names its product probable phosphorylase b kinase regulatory subunit alpha. Gene Ontology annotation, biological process: glycogen metabolic process. NCBI's taxonomy places the organism in Eukaryota, Metazoa, Arthropoda, Insecta, Lepidoptera, Noctuidae. Gene Ontology annotation, cellular component: phosphorylase kinase complex. Gene Ontology annotation, molecular function: calmodulin binding. The record is from RefSeq and is a predicted model, not a curated record. The transcript is spliced from 19 exons. The coding region runs from base 183 to 3938 and encodes 1251 amino acids.